CACUUUCAGCUUUAAUUUGUGGGGUUUUGAUGUUUUUGUUCUCAUUUUGUUGUUACUUUAUUUGGGUAUUGGUGCUACUUGUUCCCUUAAAAUAUUGUAGAUGUCCAAUCUUGGGAACCUGGAAAUAUUAGUACUUUUUUCCUCACUUUUUUUCACUGUUGUUGUAUUAUUUUCUUGAUUUUGACUAGUCAAAUAGGCUAUUUUUUGGUUCUCUAAGCUCAGUUUUAGCUUUAAUUUAUGGGUUUUUGAUGUCUUCGUCUUCUUCUUGUUCUUUCUUGAUUUGGUAUUGCUGCUUAUUUCUUACAAAAAAUGUUGUAAAUGUUCAAUCUUGUGAAAUUUUUUCUUCUUAUCUGAGCUGAAUUCUGUGUUUUAGAUGGUUUUUAUAAUUUCUUACAAUGUUGUGAAUGUUCUAUCUUGGGAAAUUUUGCAUGUAAUCUAAUUUGAGUGGGUUUUCUUCUUAUCUGAGCUGAAUUAUGGGUUUUGUGUUGACUUUUUGGGCCUAGUAGUGUAAAUUUUGAUUUUCUUGGCAGCAGGAUGAGUAUUUGGAUAAUUGAAUCAAAUUGAAAAGUUUUGAAUUUUUGUAGCUUCACCCUAAUAUUGAUGGAAAUAAUAUGUUUACAACAGCUAGUUCUUUGGUCUGGAACAACUGAUGUCACUUGAAUAUUACUUCCAAAGUAGUAUCUUUUGUUAGAACUUCAUUAUUUAUAAGGCUGUUGGUUUAUGAAGAGGUGUGAUUAACAACUGUUUUGCUCCUAGUGAUCCUUGAUUUGCUUUGAUGUAUCCCAAAAACUUGUUCUGCUUCCAAUAACAAUGACUUAUGAUAGAAAUGCUAACAAUCUGUAGAUCUGCUAUUGAGUUUCAAGUGCAUACUGUCUACUUGAAGCUCUGCCCGAAUGGUUGCCCCUUAUGAACGACCUGCGUUAAGCAAGGGUUAUUUACUUCCAGAAGAUCCUGCACGUCUGCCUGCUUUUCAUUGUUGUGUUGGUACAAAUGAGGAAAGGUUGACAUCGAAGUGGUACAAGGAACAUGGCAUUGAACUGGUCCUUGGAACUCGUGUAAAAUCAGCUGAUGUGAGACGGAAGACAUUGUUGACUGCAACCGGUGAAACCAUAACCUACAAGUUUCUCAUAGUGGCAACUGGUGCUCGGGCUUUGAAGCUUGAAGAGUUUGGAGUGAGUGGCUCAGAUGCUGAAAGUGUAUGUUAUUUACGAGAUUUGGCUGAUGCAAACAGGCUGGUUAAUGUGAUGCAAUCCAGCAGUGGUGGCAAUGCUGUUGUAAUUGGUGGUGGCUACAUCGGAAUGGAAUGUGCUGCUUCUUUGGUGAUCAACAACAUAAAUGUCACCAUGGUCUUUCCAGAACCACACUGUAUGGCCCGUUUAUUUACUCCUAAAAUUGCAAGUUACUAUGAAGAAUUUUACCGGUCAAAAGGAGUUCAGUUUGUCAAAGGAACAGUCUUGGCAUCAUUUGAUUUUGACUCCAAUCAGAAGAUCACUGCAGUGAAUCUGAGAGAUGGAACCAAGCUAUCUGCUGACAUGGUCAUAGUAGGCAUUGGAAUUCGACCAAAUACUAGCCUCUUUGAAGGGCAACUCACUCUUGAGAAAGGAGGGAUAAAAGUCAAUGGACGAAUGCAGUCAAGCAACAGUUCAGUCUAUGCUGUUGGGGAUGUUGCAACUUUUCCUGUCAAAACUUUCGGUGAAACACGGAGACUUGAACAUGUUGAUUCUGCAAGGAAGGCAGCAAGACAUGCAGUAGCUGCAAUCAUGGAACCAGAGAAAACAACUGAGUUUGACUACUUGCCGUUCUUCUACUCCAGAGUCUUCACACUCUCUUGGCAGUUUUAUGGUGACAAUACUGGUGAUGUAGUCCAUUUUGGGGAUUUCUUGGGCAAUAGCUUUGGUGCAUACUGGGUGAACAAAGGUCAUGUCGUUGGGUCUUUUCUAGAGGGUGGAACGAAAGAGGAGUACAAAGCUAUUGCAAAGAUCACAAGGCUCAAACCAGCAAUCGAGGACUUGGCUGAUCUUGAGACACAGGGAUUAGAAUUUGCAUUGGCAUUGAGUCGUCAAGCAGAGCCAACGGAGGCUGUUGUUGUCAGCAGUGGUUCGGGUUCCACUAUUGUUACGGAGAAACCUUUACAUGCUUGGCAUGCAACAGCUGGAGUAAUAUUGGCUGCAUCAAUUGCUGCUUUUGCAUACUUGUAUGGUAGGAGGCGUAGAAGAUGGUAAAUGUCUUUGUUCAAGAAGCAUUCCCCACUGGAUGAUUUUUACACGUCGAUUCCAGCUGUGUUGUAUGAUUUUAGCUUUAGAGAAUUCGAAAUACUUGGCCUGAAAAUGGCAUAAAUCUUACAGACAUGUAUUCUCCCUUUGAAAGUAUAUAUCAAUCAAUACACGUUAUCCUCAAUUCCUCA
Molecule: messenger RNA, 2404 nt
Organism: Capsicum annuum
Lineage: Eukaryota; Viridiplantae; Streptophyta; Magnoliopsida; Solanales; Solanaceae
Product: monodehydroascorbate reductase 4, peroxisomal
Exons: 7
Coding region: 894-2222 (442 amino acids)
Cellular component (GO): cytoplasm
Molecular function (GO): flavin adenine dinucleotide binding; oxidoreductase activity, acting on NAD(P)H
Source: RefSeq, a predicted model, not a curated record